AUGAAAGUUUUUACAGUUGCGAGAUUAAAACCAGGGGAAACUAAAAUAACAAUAGAUAAAAAUUAAUUAAGAAUUCUUGAUAAAUCUUAUGAAUUUGAUGUAAUUUUAGAUGAAUAAACAAAAUAAGAUGAUUUAUAUGUUGGAUUAAAUAUAAGCCAAUUACUUGAAUAAUUUAAAAAUGGAAUUAGUUAAGUGAUAUUUUGUUAUGGUUAAACAGGAUCAGGUAAAACAUAUACAGUGAAUUAAUUAAUACCUAUGAUUUUGCCAUAGAUUCUUGAAAGUAAAUUUGAAAUUAGUUUUUCUGUUCUAUAAAUUUAUAAUGAAAAAAUAUUGGAUAUGCUUUAUAAAUAGUAAUUAAAAUUAAGAUAUAAGAAUAAUGAAUUUGUACCAGAAAAUCUUACAAAAUUAAUAUGUCACUCUUAAGAAGAAUUAGUAAAAUUAUAUAAUAAAGCUAAUAAAAACAGAAUAAUAAAUUCUCAUUCAUUAAAUGAUUUUUCAAGUAGAUCUCAUUGUAUAUAUACAUUUCAUGGUUAAACUACUGAUUUAUAAUGUGAAUUUAAUAUUGUAGAUUUGGCUGGUUCUGAAAGAUUAAAUUAAACAAAAGUAUAAUAAAUUCAUGAGAGUGUUGAAAUAAAUAAAUCUCUAUUUUAUUUAAGAUAAGUAAUAUAAAAUUUAGCUGAUAAAGUUUAAUAAAUACCUUAUAGAUAAUCUAAAUUAACAAGUAUAUUAAAGAAAAGUUUAAAUGGUAAAUCUAAUAUUGUAAUGGUAAUAUGUUUAAAUCCUUCUGAUGAAAAUUUAUAGUAAUGUUAACAAUCUGCUUAAUAUGGUGUUAAGGCUAGAUAGAUUAUUUUAUAACCUGAAUAAUAAUAAGAUGAUUAAUAGAGAUAAAUAAAAGAAUUAAAAUAAUAAAUAAUAAAUUUAGAAUAAUAAUUGAAGAUAGCUCAAAAUACUAUAAAAUCAUUGAAAUAGAAUUAAUAGAAUUAAUUAGUAUAAUAAUAAUAGAAUAAUAUUUAAAUGGAAUAAAUUAAUUAAAUUAACAAUCUUUUGGGAUAAAAUAAAAAAUUAAGGGAUUAAUUAUAACAUAUUAAUGAUUAAAAUUUUGUAUUGUCAUAAUUGAAUCAUUAAAUGUAAAAUGAAAAUUAAGAUUUGAGAGAUAAGAUAAAUAUAUUUGAAGAAAUAAUUUCUGAAGAUUUAAAGAAAAACAAGGAUCCAUUUAAAAAAGAUUGGAUUGAAUUAUUCUAAGGUGAAGGUUCAAAUUAUUUAGAAAUAAUUAUUAAUAAAUUAUAAUAUUACAAAUAAUUGUAAUGUAAACAAAAUAAUGAAAGAAUAUUAAUGAAUCCAAUACAUUAAACAGUAAAAAAUAGUAGAAAUUAAAGAUCUUUUUCUAUUGGUAAAAGAGAAUUUAAAUUUUGA
This is a messenger RNA of Paramecium primaurelia, 1413 nucleotides long. The record is from the annotation of a GenBank genome assembly. NCBI's taxonomy places the organism in Eukaryota, Ciliophora, Oligohymenophorea, Peniculida, Parameciidae.